This is a messenger RNA of Heterocephalus glaber (naked mole-rat), 2045 nucleotides long. It is a transcript of the gene Glra3, whose product is annotated as glycine receptor alpha 3. NCBI's taxonomy places the organism in Eukaryota, Metazoa, Chordata, Mammalia, Rodentia, Bathyergidae. Gene Ontology annotation, cellular component: postsynaptic membrane; plasma membrane. Gene Ontology annotation, biological process: monoatomic ion transmembrane transport; chloride transport. The record is from RefSeq and is a predicted model, not a curated record. Gene Ontology annotation, molecular function: glycine binding; transmitter-gated monoatomic ion channel activity; transmembrane signaling receptor activity.
UCACGAGGGUGGAGAACGAGAUUCAGACAGGCGCCGCUUGGAGCAGGUGGAGAGAAGCAUCCCCGGUUUAGCUGUUGCUGUUGUUCUUCCUCCAACCAUAGGUCUGAGCCAAGAAAAGACAAGCAUUCCCCGGCUGAGAGCAGCAGUGAACUGUUGCUCAGAACCUAGAAGGAGGACAGAACGGGAAUAUCAAGCGUUUGGACCAAAGGGUCUCCGAGCACCGCAGGGAGCUGUCCAGGGUACUGAAGCACGCAAGCACUGCGUUUCCACCAGCCCCAUGCGAGGUUAGGCUGCUCAUUCUCAUUCCUAUCUUUCUGAUUCCCAUGCCCGGCAUAAGACUAUUUUCAGGAUCGUGAAUAUCUCUCCGUAUCAUGGCCCACGUGAGACAUUUUCGGACACGAGUUUCGGGAUUUUACUUCUGGGAAGCGACACUGCUACUCAGUUUGGUUGCCACGAAGGAAACAAAUAGCGCAAGAUCCCGAAGUUCUCCGAUGUCACCGUCAGACUUUCUGGAUAAAUUAAUGGGAAGGACAUCCGGGUAUGAUGCAAGAAUCAGACCUAAUUUUAAAGGUCCUCCAGUUAAUGUCACAUGCAAUAUAUUCAUAAACAGCUUUGGCUCUAUUGCAGAGACAACUAUGGAUUACAGAGUAAAUAUCUUUCUUCGACAGAAAUGGAAUGAUCCUCGUCUUGCAUAUAGUGAAUACCCUGAUGAUUCUUUAGAUCUCGACCCAUCCAUGUUGGACUCCAUUUGGAAACCUGAUUUGUUCUUUGCCAAUGAAAAGGGAGCCAAUUUUCAUGAAGUUACUACAGAUAACAAACUGCUAAGAAUUUUCAAAAAUGGAAAUGUUCUUUACUCAAUAAGAUUAACAUUAACACUUUCCUGCCCAAUGGAUCUUAAGAAUUUUCCAAUGGAUGUGCAAACAUGUAUAAUGCAACUGGAAAGCUUUGGGUACACAAUGAAUGAUCUAAUUUUUGAAUGGCAAGAUGAGGCACCUGUACAAGUGGCAGAAGGACUCACUUUGCCCCAGUUUCUGUUGAAAGAAGAAAAAGAUUUACGAUAUUGCACUAAACAUUACAACACAGGAAAGUUUACUUGUAUAGAAGUACGAUUCCAUCUGGAACGACAAAUGGGAUAUUAUCUCAUCCAGAUGUACAUCCCCAGUCUCCUGAUUGUGAUUCUAUCCUGGGUUUCAUUCUGGAUCAACAUGGAUGCAGCUCCAGCAAGGGUAGCUUUGGGAAUAACUACUGUGCUGACUAUGACCACACAGAGUUCUGGGUCACGAGCCUCCUUACCAAAGGUUUCCUAUGUCAAAGCCAUUGAUAUUUGGAUGGCAGUAUGCCUUCUUUUUGUGUUUUCUGCACUUCUGGAGUAUGCAGCUGUAAAUUUUGUAUCAAGACAGCACAAAGAACUUUUGCGAUUUCGACGAAAGAGAAAGAAUAAGGAUGAUGAGAUAAGAGAAAGUCGAUUCAGCUUCACAGCCUAUGGAAUGGGACCAUGUCUACAAGCAAAAGAUGGUGUAACUCCAAAAGGUCCAAACCAUCCUGUCCAGGGAUCGAACUUGGGACCUUGUGCUUGCAAGGCAGGUGCUGGAACCACUGAGCUAAAUCCCCUGCCCAGAAAUCAACAUCUGUAUAAACAAGAAAAAGAAGAGGAGGAAGGUGAGGAAGGUGGGGAGAAGAAAGAAGAGAGAAAGGAGAAGAGAGGAGAGAAGAGAAGAGGAGAAAAGCAGGCAAUGGUAGAAAUCUAUAAUAGACCAGAAGUAAAUAUGAAAUGAUAUGACCCCUGAGAGAUAUGUCAAAUGCUCAGAUAUGAAGUGUGUAUUAAAAUAUUCAAGAAUACCAAAAGGAAGAAAAAGAAAUGGAAAAAUGAGAAAUCCACAAAAUGAGGAAAGUAUAUGGCACAUAUAUAAUACUAUGCAGAGACCUUAGUAACUAAUAAAGUUUUCUGUCUGUUUCAAUCUGACUUGCUCUGUUUAAUUCCCACUGAGCUAGAUGUGCCUCACCUAUAAUUACAUAAUGCACACACCCUCCCUCAAACCCACUCA